This is a messenger RNA of Cyprinodon variegatus (sheepshead minnow), 6957 nucleotides long. It is a transcript of the gene rims1, whose product is annotated as regulating synaptic membrane exocytosis 1. Bases 274 to 4806 code for a protein of 1510 amino acids. Gene Ontology annotation, cellular component: presynaptic membrane; cytoskeleton of presynaptic active zone. The transcript is spliced from 35 exons. Gene Ontology annotation, molecular function: transmembrane transporter binding; small GTPase binding. Gene Ontology annotation, biological process: positive regulation of synaptic transmission; regulation of membrane potential; regulation of synaptic plasticity. NCBI's taxonomy places the organism in Eukaryota, Metazoa, Chordata, Actinopteri, Cyprinodontiformes, Cyprinodontidae. The record is from RefSeq and is a predicted model, not a curated record.
GCAGCAAGAGGGAGGCGAGGCUGAAAACGGCAACAGGAACCGAAGCGCUAAGGCCACAGUCACCGCAGCUGAGACCAACCUGGGUGCCCCCCACCCCCGCCAUGGGAACUCCGCAUCAGCCGCUCCGACCGCCGCUCCAUCCGUGGGCCAUGUCGUGAUCCGUGGGCUCCUCCAGCGGGUUUUUUAUCCGUGAUCCCGACCGAGGCGAAAGGAGGGAGGAGAGGGAAGGGAAGCCGGGAGUGAAGAAAGGUUGUGGUUGUGGUGGCAGGGAAGAUGUUCGCCUCGGUGGGCCCUAGGGGCGGCCCGCGCGCACCGGCCGCUCCAGCUAUCCCGGAGCCGGACCUCAGCCAUCUGACCGAGGAGGAGAGGGGCAUCAUCAUGGCUGUGCUGGCUCGGCAGCGGGAGGAGGAAGCCAAGGAUGAGGCCAUAUUAAAAGAGGAGAAGCCGAUUCAAGCGAGGACAGUGAACCUGGUCGGACAGAAGAAGCCUCAACAGCAAAAUGACGUCAGAGGUAUCCAGCAGCACUUGUCCAGCUACCGGGAGACAGUGAUCCGGCAGGCCUCGGUGGCAGCAGGCUCAGCUGUUCAUCGGGACGAUGCACCAACCUGUGGCAUCUGCCACAAGACCAAGUUUGCAGAUGGAUGUGGGAACCUGUGUUCUUACUGCCAGACCAAGUUCUGCGCUCGCUGUGGGGGAAGAGUGUCCCUGCGCUCCAACACGGAGGACAAAGUGUUGGCUCUCUGUUCUUCAUUUGGUGGCCAAAGGCAGCCCACAGUGGGAGAAUCAAGCUGCUCCCUGGUGAUAUGGGUGUGCAAUAACUGCAGAAAGCAGCAGGAGAUCCUCACCAAGCCAGGAGAGUGGUUCACUGGUCCUCCCGGGAAGGCCUCUAGUCUCGGUUCUGCUGUCAGUGAGCCGUCUGUGUGCCAAGUGUCCGGAGAUAAGCUGAGAUCUCACUCCCAAGCACCCACAGGCUCCACUGGGACUAUCCAAGACCAAGCAGGUGUACUGGGGACCACCCCUGGUACAGAUGCUCGGUCGCUAAGUGAGCCACCACGGGACAGGAGAAAUGGUCGUGGAGGCGGUGGAACAGGUCGGGGGGAGCGGCGGACAGGCCAGCCUAGGCUGCAAACCCAGGUCUCCAUGGAUCGAGACCUACGAGGAGAGUCGAGGGAGCGAAGGGAAGGCCGGCUGUUGAAGGGACGGUCUCUGGAGCAUGAUCCUUUGGGGGGUGGUGUUGGUGUAAGAAGGACAGAGGAUGGCGGUUAUCAGCAGGUGGGCAACAAUGCAGGUCCCCUUCGACAAGCAGAGCCAUUUUCAUCAGGAGGCAGGGGGCUGCCUGGGCAGGGUCGUGGCACAGGCAGUGGGACACGAGAGUUUGGGGACGCUACUCGACUUGGACAGAGGACGGUGGGCGGGGCACAGGAUGUUUCACAGAAAGCACCUCCUGAACUCAGAGUACCUUCAGCUUUGGGACCUGAAACGGGUCUUGGCCAGGGUGCUGGGGUGAAACGGACCAAACGGGACAAGGCUGAAAGCAUGCUGCGAAACGAUUCGCUAAGCUCUGACCAGUCUGAAUCAUUGCGGCCUCCUCCACCACGGCCCCACAAAUCAAAACGGGGGCUGGGGGCUGGAGGGAAGAGACAAACCAGUGUCAGCAGUUCAGAGGAAGACGGUGGAACUACGCCUGAGUACAGUAGCUGUGAAGAUGCUGAAAUUGAGAGCAUAAGUGAAAGGGGAGACUGGGAGUGCAAUCCACAUGACCCCACAGGAUGGCAUCAUCCUGUAACCUGGCAGCCAUCCAAGGAGGGAGACCAUCUGAUUGGACGAAUCACCCUCAGCAAGAGAACUGCUACCAUGCCUAAAGAGGCUGGGGCUUUGCUCGGGUUAAAGGUGGUCGGAGGGAGAGUAACCGAGUCAGGGAGAUUAGGUGCCUUCAUCACCAAAGUCAAGAAGGGUAGCCUGGCUGACGUGGUGGGACAUCUCCGAGCAGGGGAUGAGGUUUUACAGUGGAACGGGAAGCUGUUGCCAGGGGCAACCAUGAAGGAAGUAUAUAACAUCAUCCUGGAGUCUCAAGCCGAACCUCAGGUGCAGCUGAUUGUGUCCAGGCCUAUUGGGGUUUAUAGAAAAUAUCAUGAUAUCCCAAGAAUCCCCGACACGUCCCACCCUCCAUUAGAAUCUACAGGUUCCAGUUCUUUUGAGUCCCAGAAGAUCGAGAGACCAUCUUUAAAUGUCCUGUCUCCCUCCAGUCCUGGGAUGCUCCGAGAUGCUCCUCAGCUGAUGCCAGGGCAGCUAUCGGUGAAGCUGUGGUACGACAAAGUGGGUCACCAACUAAUAGUCAACGUGCUGCAGGCUACAGAGCUUCCUCUUCGGCCUGAUGGACGCCCCAGGAGUCCAUAUGUAAAGAUGUACUUCCUCCCUGACCGCAGUGACAAAAGCAAACGAAGGACAAAAACCAUGAAGAAGACAUGCGAGCCUAAGUGGAACCAGACCUUCGUCUACACUCACGUCCAUCGCAGGGAUUUCCGCAACCACAUGCUGGAGCUGACUGUGUGGGACCAACCCAGGUCACCUGAGGAGGACAGCACCUUUAUGGGAGAGAUCCUGAUUGAGCUGGAGACGGCCUUACUAGACGACAAGCCUCACUGGUAUCCCCUUCAAACCCAUGAUGUCUCAUCGAUCCCACUGCCCCGACCCUCCCCCUUCCUGCCCAGACGAAACACAGACGCUCCUGGCAAGAAGCUGCAGCGUUCUCAGCGUAUAACAGAUCCUGAAUUUGAUGAGCAUACAGCACUAGUCUCUAAAGCAGAUGGGCGUGGCAGAGAGAGGCAACGGGAACCGACGUCUACCUUGGAGGUGCCUGAUCAACAGCGGACGCCUUCCCAUCACAUCCGCUCCCGCUCCGUGUCCCCUCACCGUGAGGAGCAGGGGCGCACCAUCCGGUCCCGAGCAUCCAAUGUCCCCACCCAGAGGAGUUUGGAUGACGAGCUUCCUCACUCUCGGCGUUCCCGUUCUCCAAACCGCUAUUGCGAGAACUCCAGAGGGCGGCGUCAGGGGGAGGAAUACUUGGACGACAGUGAGGUCAUCUUGAUCCACCAGUCAAUGCGCGGCAAAAGUGCCGAGUGCCUGCACACGAGUGAUCUCCAGCCAACCCUGGACAGGGUUAAGAGUGCUAGCGCCAACUGUCUCACUCCAGACAAUCAUGUCCCCCCACCAGAGACUGAAAGAAAAACUUUCUCCCAAUCCCUGCCUCGGAGACGUCCGGCAAGUCCCAGGAUUCUUAUCCAACAUGCUUCCCCUGAAGAUGACAGAAUAUGGAUGCUACUUCCAUCUGAAGAGACUUUAAUCCACCUCAGUACAAAGAAGAGGCAGCCUCGGACCCUGGAAAUCCCAGAAUGUCAGACUUUUGGCAGGAAGCGGUCUGACAGAGGCAGGGGUCAUCUGCACAGUGGUGCAUCUCUGUCGUCAGCGGCGGCAGCAUCGGCAGCACGCAGAGCAAGGCAGCUUCCACAGCUUCCACCCCAGAGCAGCUCCGUAGAACAAGCCCUGGUAGCAGAGGAGCGUGUUCGUCAGCUCCAGAUGAGGGUUCAUUCUAACCGGAUUUCAGCUGCCACCACCUCCAGCCAACAGGACCUAGACAGAGCCCUCAGAAACAAAAGAGAGCUCUAUAAGGACCAGCGGAGGAGCAGUGAAAAUGUAUCCCAUAAGUCCUCAGACAGUGAUGUCAGUGAUGUGUCAGCCAUCUCUCGAACCAGCAGUGCCUCUCGCAUUAGUAGCACCAGCUACAUGUCCAUCCAGUCAGAGAGACCCCGGGGUCGCUUCAGCCGAGCUGUACGUGCAUCGGGUCGCCACAUUCUGAAGAGCACCAGUGUCAGCGGUGAGAUCUACGGCAUGGAGCACGCUGAUGGCAGCCAGUCGGACACGGCCCUCGGGAGUCUGGGGAGCGGAAUCAAGAAGCGGCGCUCAAGUCUGAGCCAACGGGUUGUUGCCAUCCUGCCGUCGAGACGGAGCCGGAGUACUUCACAGAUUAGCCAGACAGAGGCAGCGGGUAAGGCGGCGGACAGACAGAAAGAGGCGCCGGCGGGUAAGAAGGUUAGUAAGGCGGGCAGCAGCACAAUCCAAAGGAGUGUGGAGACCGGGAUGGCAGUGGAGUAUCCACGAGGAGGAUCAGCCAUGAACCGCCAAGCCAGCAGGGAGUCCACUGAUGGCAGCAUGAACAGCUACAGCUCUGAGGGGAAUUUGAUCUUCUCAGGGAUGCGCUUGGGUGCUGACAGCCAGUUUAGCGACUUCCUGGACGGAUUAGGCCCAGGUCAGCUGGUUGGCCGGCAAACACUAGCAACACCUGCAAUGGGUGAUGUUCAGAUUGGGUUGAUGGAUAAGAAAGGCCAGCUGGAGGUAGAGGUGAUCCGAGCGCGAGGCCUUACCUCUAAACCAGGCUCCAAAUCCCUCCCAGCUCCUUAUGUCAAGGUCUAUCUGCUGGAGAACGGCACAUGUAAAGCCAAAAAGAAAACCAAGAUUGCACGAAAGACCCUGGAGCCGCUCUACCAGCAGCACUUGCUCUUUGAAGAAAGUCCUCAGGGCAAGGUGCUUCAGGUUAUAGUGUGGGGCGACUACGGACGACUGGACCACAAAUGUUUCAUGGGUGUAGCACAGAUCCUGCUGGAGGAGCUGGACCUCUCAAGCACGGUGAUUGGCUGGUACAAACUGUUUCCACCGUCCUCAUUGGUGGACCCCACGCUAGCUCCGCUCACGCGCCUGGCGUCUCAGACGUCGCUGGACUCAGGACCACCACCCGGCGUUCGGUCCUAGUGACCAAGUGGCAAACGCUCACCCCAAAACAGCCCUGACCUGAUCAGAUAAUGGACCGCAGCUGCUGGACCACACCUGAGCAGAGGGUACAGACACAGCCCGAGGACGCCAGCGAGGAGACGCACUCUGGGAAUCAAUGAGAAACCAGAUGGAGAGCCAGGAAAUGAGAGAAAGAGGGGAAAAAAUGAGAGAGGCAGAACUAGCCAAUCAAAGCUUAGCUGGAGUCUGACAAUCACGUUUCAAACCUUCCCUCUGCUUCCUCCUCCUUACAUAUUUUUGUUGUGCCUUCUUUGUUUUCUUCUCUGAGCUGCAGCUGUGGAGCUUUUUGUCCAACCUCCUUCACAUCUCAGCAUUUUUUCUUUGUUAUUUUCGGUGAAGUCUCUGCAAGAGCGAACGAUCAAACUGUUUCCCUGCAGCCAAUCAGAGCAGGGCUUCUUCCAGUCUUAGACAAGUAAGACGCAAACGGUUAGAGCUUCUUGCAACUGUCAGCAGAGGGUGGCUGUUGUCUCUGAUGAUGUUAACUCAGGAAUUCUAUCAGUCCUGAGAAUUAGGGGCAGCAGUUUGACACAGAAUGAUAAUCUUUAGAGAAAGGCAGCACAUUCAUAUCCAUGAUGUUAAAAAUGAAAGGAAGCACAAGAAGAAAGGCUUGAAUCAUUUGUUCCGACAGAAUAGCAGGAAGGUUUCUGUCUGAGAGAAGACGAUGGCCAAAUAAAUCAUCAGCUUUCAUUUCCAACCAUCCUUCAUGUUUAGGUUUAACCUGUCGUUCAGAUUGGAACCUCAAGGUGCAGACUCCCGCUGUAUAUUUGUACGUUUGAUUUUCGAGCCGUGCCGAUCGCAAAUGUCACAUUAGCUCGAACAUGCCUUCACCCAUCAAACCCAACCCUCCUCCCUCUUCAACCCUAAGCCCCCCGCUGGAGGGAGCAGCAUGACUCGGGGACGCCUCUGCCCCGCCCCGCCCCCGCCCGGCUCGGCCCCAGGCUGCAUGCACGUUUCUUUGCUUUCAGUUCGUUGCGUUUUUUGUUUUGUUUUGUUUUGUUUUCCCGUUUUUUCGUUCUUUACCUUUUUUGUAAAGUUGAAAGACGAGACUAAAACUACAAUGAAGCAAUUCUCAAAAAAACAAAUGCAGAAAAAAAGACUAGACUAUGUGUGUUAGUUCCACAUACUUUUAGGCCAGCUUGUAUGUUGCAUGUUCUUGUACAGUUUGCUCGUACUGAAUAUGAAUACAGAGAAAAGCCAAGCCAUCCCCGCCUCUGACAUGAGCGGACCAAUAAGCGGCGAGGGGGGGAGGGGAGGGUUCAGCUGCACUCAGGCCACGCUUAACAUUGCUGGGUCGAAAUGUCUACACAAAACAGGAAAAUCGUCUCUGUUGAGCUUUUUAUUCCUCAAACCCAAUGAAUAACAGUGCUGUUCUGUAGUACUGAGCAAUCUUGAGCCCCUGUAGGCGUCUAAACUGUAGUUUGAGGCAGUCGGGGCUAGAGGCAGAGAUAUAGAAUGUGUGUAUAACGGCUAAAUGUAUAUGAAACCUCAUUAUGAGACAGAAAUUUUAAAGAUAUAGCUAUAUAAAUACAAAAAAAAGUGUAUUUUAUUGUACACGUCCUCAGCCCACACACACAAACACAGGUUGUACAUACUGAUCAGAACAAGCAGCUUCAAAUGAGCAUUAGAACAAGUCAAACACUGCUGACACACAUCAAACAUUCCCUGGUCUUGGGGGGAGGAAUUUGCUUCUGGUGCUUGAGCCGCUGAGCGGCGUUGAGCCACAGAGGACUGGUUAUAGGCCUUGUUUGGACCCAGUUGGAGAAAAAAAAAAAAAAAGAAUAAGAAAAAAAGCUGAUCAAAUUAAAUCAUCCCCUUCCCUAUUUUAUGACCAAGUUUGGACUGGACUUCUGAAACCGAUGAUAAAUCUAGUUUUGCAGACAUAUUUUGCAGAUUUUUUUGUUCAUCCUUGGCGGUGUGGCCGACUGCCCUUUCCUUUGUCAGUAUUACUUCUGGAAUACUGAUUGUUUACAGCCCAUGGUUCCCAAACCACGAUUCUUGACGAAAGACAAAGUAUUCACUGCAACAGUUCUUGUUUGUAUAACAGAUGUGGCUCUACUGAUGUGUAUGUUUUAUAUUCAAGAGUUCAUUUUUAUUAUUUACAAAUAAAAGACU